Messenger RNA from Prunus avium (sweet cherry), 3282 nucleotides. RefSeq lists its product as uncharacterized. Gene Ontology annotation, biological process: protein phosphorylation. The record is from RefSeq and is a predicted model, not a curated record. NCBI's taxonomy places the organism in Eukaryota, Viridiplantae, Streptophyta, Magnoliopsida, Rosales, Rosaceae. Gene Ontology annotation, molecular function: protein kinase activity; protein binding; ATP binding.
AUGCCACCAUUCUGUUAAGAGCUAGGAACAUACCAGGUAGAACAACAACAAACAUGUCAACCCUUUUGAUGUUCUUCUACUGUUUCACUGGCCUCUCUCUUGUUUUUGCUCAGGCUCAGGGAGGUCAAACCGUGCCGAAAGAGGAAUUAUCCACCUUACUAUCAAUCAAAGCUAGUCUUGUUUAUCCAAUGGAUGGCCUCAAAGAUUGGAAAAUUCCAAGCAAUGUGGUUCAGGAAGGUUCACCCCAUUGUAACUGGACUGGAGUUAUGUGUAACUCCAGAGGCUUUAUAGAGAAGCUGGACAUCUCCAACAUGAACCUCAGCGGCCAUUUAUCCGAUCACAUUCAAGGCUUACGCAGCCUUUCUACUCUCAACAUUUCUUGUAAUGGUUUUGCAUCAUCGUUGCCAAAAUCGCUAUCCAAUCUUACCUCACUGAAUACCAUUGAUGUGAGUCAAAACUACUUUGUUGGUGAUUUUCCAACUGGUCUUGGAAGGGCUUCAGGACUGACUUCAGUUAAUGCAUCAAGCAAUAACUUCUCAGGCUUUCUCCCAGAGGAUCUUGGACAUGCCACAUCCCUCGAAAGCCUAGAUUUCAGAGGGAGCUUCUUCGAAGGUUCAAUCCCCGCAUCUUACAAGAAGCUGCAGAAGCUAAAGUUUCUUGGCCUUUCUGGCAACAAUCUCACUGGAAACCUUCCAAGAGAACUUGGCCAGCUUUCCUCUUUAGAGACUAUUAUUCUCGGAUACAAUGCGUUUGAAGGUGAAAUUCCAGCAGAGUUUGGCAAUCUUACCAAUCUUCAGUAUCUUGACUUGGCAGUUGGCAAUCUCAGUGGUCAAAUCCCACCUGAAUUGGGUAGGCUACAAAAACUUACCACAGUUUAUUUGUACAAAAACAAUUUUGCAGGAAAAAUUCCAUCAGACUUUGGUAACAUUACAUCACUGGUGUUUUUGGAUCUCUCUGAUAAUCAGAUUUCAGGAGAGAUUCCAGCAGAGCUUGCACAGUUGAUGAAUUUGCAGCUUUUGAACUUAAUGUGCAAUAGACUAACUGGUUCAGUUCCUAACAAGCUUGGCGAGUUACCCAACUUAGAGGUACUUGAGCUAUGGAAGAAUUCUUUGACAGGUCCUUUGCCAGUGAACCUUGGAAAGAAUUCCCCAUUGCAGUGGUUAGAUGUGUCAUCAAAUUCAUUAUCAGGUGAUAUCCCACCAGGUUUGUGUAGUUCUGGCAAUCUCACAAAACUCAUCCUCUUCAACAAUUCCUUUUCUGGUCCAAUUCCAGUAGGUCUUUCAACUUGUUUGUCACUGGUUCGUGUUCGUAUGCAAAACAAUCUUAUUUCAGGAACCAUGCCAGUUGGUCUGGGAAAUCUUCCUAUUCUUCAAAGGCUAGAAUUGGCUAAAAACAAUCUUACUGGUCAAAUUCCCGUGGACAUUGCUUUGUCUGCAUCUCUUUCCUUCAUUGAUGUCUCUUGGAACCACCUUGAAUCAUCUCUUCCUUCUAGCAUUCUUUCCCUUCCAAAUCUUCAAACUUUCAUGGCUUCCAAUAACAACUUGGAAGGCAAACUCCCAGACCAGUUCCAAGAUUGCCCGCUGUCAGUGCUCGAUAUUUCAAACAACCACAUCUCUGGAAAAAUUCCAAAGAGCAUAGCUUCUUGUGAGAAGCUGGUAAAUCUGAACCUUAGAAAUAACCAGUUCAAUGGGGAAAUCCCUAGACCAAUAGCAACAAUGCGUACAUUAUCCAUUCUUGAUCUGUCCAACAAUUCUUUGGUUGGUAAAAUCCCUGAAAGAUUUGGAAGUUCACCAGCCUUGGAGAUGCUUAAUUUGUCUUACAACAGACUUGAGGGUCCAGUACCAGCAUAUGGUAUGUUAAUGACCAUCAAUCCUAACGAUCUGAUGGGCAAUGCUGGUCUUUGUGGAGGCAUACUUCCACCAUGCCCUCAAAGCUUAGCCGCAACAGCAGGUCCGCAUCGAAACAUGCACAUCAAGCACAUCAUCACUGGAUUCAUCAUUGGAAUCUCAGUACUUUCAUGUCUUGGCGUUGCAUUUUUCGCUGGGAUAUGGGUGUAUAGGAAGUGGUACUCGUAUAACAGCUUUAACAACUGGUUUAAGACUACCAAUCAAGAAUGGCCUUGGAGGCUAGUAGCAUUUCAGAGAAUUAACUUCACAAGUGCUGACAUUCUUGCUUGCAUACAAGAAUCAAAUAUCAUUGGCAUGGGCGGGAGUGGGGUGGUUUAUAAGGCUGAAAUCCAUCGGCCACAUUCAGUUGUGGCAGUCAAGAAGCUAUGGAGGCCAGGGACAGACAUUGAGAAUGGGGAUGAUCUAUUUGGUGAAGUGAAUCUCUUGGGCAGGCUCCGGCACAGGAACAUUGUACGGUUACUAGGGUACCUUCAUAACGAAACCGAUGUGGUGAUGAUAUAUGAGUUCAUGCCAAAUGGGAACCUCGGGACUGCAUUGCAUGGAAACCAAGCAGGAAAGUUGUUGGUAGACUGGGUUUCAAGAUACAAUAUAGCAGUGGGUGUUGCACAAGGUCUGAAUUAUCUCCACCAUGACUGUCAGCCACCAGUCGUCCACCGAGAUAUCAAAUCGAACAACAUUCUGUUGGAUACAAACCUUGACGCCAGAGUAGCAGAUUUUGGGUUAGCGAGGAUGAUGAUGCACAAGAAUGAGACUGUUUCAAUGGUGGCUGGGUCUUACGGAUAUAUUGCUCCUGAAUACGGAUACGCCUUAAAGGUUGAUGAGAAGACUGACAUCUAUAGCUAUGGUGUAGUUCUUUUAGAGCUUAUAACUGGAAAGAUGCCUUUAGACCCUACGUUCGGGGAAGCUGUGGACAUCGUGGAAUGGGUUCGAAGGAAGAUGAGAAACAAGAAAGCCUUGGAAGAAGCACUGGAUGCUAGCAUAGCUGGUCAAUGCAAGCAUGUCCAGGAAGAAAUGCUUCUUGUCCUCCGAAUCGCACUUCUUUGUACUGCAAAACUCCCCAAAGACAGGCCAUCCAUGAGAGAUAUCUUAACAAUGCUUGGAGAGGCAAAACCAAGGAGGAAAAGCAUUUGUGAGAGCAGGGGCCAAAAAACUGGUAAAGAGAAGCCUAUCUUUAGCACCUCACCGGUCAUGGGGCUUCUGUAGGGAUUUGUUCUCCAGGCUGUUUCUACAAGUAUCAUUUUCUUUCAUGUAAAUGCAUUUUCUCUUUUCUUUGUACUUAAAUUUAUACCACGCAUUCAUAGCAGGAUAUGCCAUUGAAUGUUCAUUAAAAAACACUUACAUUAAUUUAAAUUGAAAAUUCUUUUUACCCCGCCAA